AUGCCCACCGUGAACUGUUCAGUCACACGGAUAAGUAUCGCUACCUUUGUCGGGGAAGCCAUCGGAGCCUGCAAUUGUUGGAAACCAGAGGCCUUGGAGCGGCCAUCACAACCGUCAUUAGCCCGCGGGACUUACGACACGAUCAACCCCAGAGCAACAUCCACCUUCGUGGAGCCGCCCGCCAAUGGUCUCAGACCACAGCGGACCCCCCAUGGGGAGCAGCCCCCUUGGUCCCCAUUCCCAGAGCAAUUCGGGGAGUCCCAGUUCCAUUUCUACCAGCGUUUUCCAAGAAUCUCCCUCUCUGAAAUAUUCAUCGUGACGAGGUCAGUAUUCGUGCCGGUGGCGGUAAUAGCGGUCACGGUAAAACGUUCCUUGCGCCCGGCCGAUACGGUCAGGGCGAACCUCCCCCCGACCCACACUUGGGGUCCCUCCAGCUGGAGCUGGCGCUUCCCCCUGAACUCCCCAGAAGUUGCGGAGGGCAAGUUCCUUCUUGAGCCAAACCACAAGCUGGUUCUUCAAGUUGCCUCAGAGAACCUACCUUGGGCGGACGCCAAUAAAUACGGUCCAGCCUUCCCGGAAAGUCAUUCGGAGACACUUUCUCCCGGACAACAGCUGCUCGACAUCCCUGCCCCUGGACCACUGCCCCGGCCUGAGACUCCCUGCUCCAGGGCUCUCUGUCCGGGCUUCCACUCUCCCUCUGCCGCCUCCGAGACCAAAGGCACCAAGGAACCAACAACAGAGAUGCAGGUCCUUCUGGCCCGGCCUCUGGCUGCCCUUCUCACGCUGAGCCUCCUGUACCUCGGACCCGUUUCCGCCCAGGGGGUCAAUAUAAAUGUCCUCCUGCAGAUCGUGAACCGUCUGCGUCAGUUUGGCAUCCAGCAGCAAUACGCCGCUGCCAUCAGCUUGCCCCGGGCCACCUGCACCCCGGAUGGAGUGAAGGACCUGAACAAAAUCCUGACAAAUGAGGAGCUGACGCAGAUGAACAACGUGAUCAAAACCUUCGGCAACAUAUACGAGGGGAAGAACGUGGUGGCCGCCCGGGCCCGGACUAACAUCGAGGACAAAACGGAUCACGCCGAGUGGCGCCUGUUGGCCCCGCCUGGGAAGGGACAAGAGAGCGUCGUCCAGCGGCUCCUGACGAAGACGUACAAGGAGGAGAGCUGCCUCGUUUUCUUCACCCUCAACUCCCCCUGCGUCACCAAGUGCGUCAAAAGGGGUACUUAUGACAUCAGCCCCUACGUGCUGGGUCUCUUUCAAUAUGUGAGUCUGCGUGGGGCCUUUGUGUUUCAAGACAUCUUCGGACCCGAUCAGAAAUUGAAGCCCAGCGAUCUGGUGAUGGGUUGGAAAAACCUCUUCCCGGCUCCCGUUUAUCGCUGCCAGAUGACCAGAUGCACGAGCUGCAAUUCCAAACAGACACAAUCCAACCCCUGCAUUCCGAAUUCCUCAGGUUCGGGAUAGCGGGAUACGUCAGCCCUGCCGGCUCCCGGAGUAUCCCGCCCGUCUGUCACCCUUCAGCUUGCCCAAGCCCGGGUCCACCGGUGCCCCGUCCCACACCUCACCCGUCUCUCCAAAGCGCCUCGGUUGCUCCGUCUCUGCCCGUCCGGGUCCUCGGCCAAGUCCGGGCCCCAGUAAAAGUCUCCUUCAGCUCUGGG
Molecule: messenger RNA, 1652 nt
Organism: Tachyglossus aculeatus (Australian echidna)
Lineage: Eukaryota; Metazoa; Chordata; Mammalia; Monotremata; Tachyglossidae
Exons: 5
Coding region: 1-1458 (485 amino acids)
Source: RefSeq, a predicted model, not a curated record